AUGGCCGACAGAAAGAAGAGGUGCACAGGAUCUCCUCGGACGGAUGCAGUCGCCGAGUUCUUAUCUGCACAGGAAGCCACCGCAGGCCUCCAAUCCGAAUGCCUUUGGCUGCUUCUUACUUAUGAAUCGAUCCGCCUCAGAGAUGAAGGAUUGCAAGUUGACGGAACGCAGCCGCAAGCGACAGACACCCUCGAAGACCAGGGCAUCCUCACUACAACAUCAUCAGCUGCAAAUGAUGAGGCAGAUAGCCACACCAUGCAUGACGAUGCCGCCUUCAUCUCGCCCCCCUCUGCGGCUUUGGCGUUCAAGGGUGCCAGCUGGGACUGCCUUGGAGAUGCAAUGAAGUCCCUUUCUUGUGGCAAGGCCUUCUACUUCGACUCCCGUGGCGACUUGGUUCUGAAGGUGGGCGAAGCCUUUCACGAAGGCGGACGCGAAUUCGUUGUCUGUUCGAGGACUGUUGCGCGAUGGUCCAAGGUCUUCAACGCCAUGUUUUUCGGCGGUUUCGCAGAGUCUGUCUCUUUAGCUCGCGACGGUACGUGGACAGUUGCACUGCCUGAGGACAGGGCGGCUCCCGUCUUUCUCAUCCUGGCGAUCAUUCAUGGCACUCACCAGCCCAUACCGAUGGUUUUGGGACGCGAUGAGCUCUUUGACCUCUUGAUAGUGACAGAGAAGUACGAUAUGACACAUGUUCUUCGACCGUGGGCUUCUCAGUGGGUUCAGAAUUUGCCCCUUGACAACUCCGAGAACACUACGGGCCAAUACCGCGACGUGUGGAUUGCCUGGGAGCUAGGUUGCGAAGCUAGCUUUUGCAAGAUGCUCAAGGACAUCUUGUGGGACUGUCGCGUGGACGAUUCUGGUCAGCUCAUCAACAUCCACGGUGUGCCUCUGAGCACAGUUCCAUGCCUGGAGCCCUCCAGUAUUCUUGGUAUGAACCCCAUCGGCUAA
Molecule: messenger RNA, 945 nt
Organism: Colletotrichum siamense
Lineage: Eukaryota; Fungi; Ascomycota; Sordariomycetes; Glomerellales; Glomerellaceae
Exons: 1
Coding region: 1-945 (314 amino acids)
Source: RefSeq, a predicted model, not a curated record